This is a messenger RNA of Olea europaea var. sylvestris, 3645 nucleotides long. RefSeq names its product kinesin-like protein KIN-7E. Bases 445 to 3309 code for a protein of 954 amino acids. The record is from RefSeq and is a predicted model, not a curated record. Gene Ontology annotation, molecular function: microtubule motor activity; microtubule binding; ATP binding. The transcript is spliced from 14 exons. Lineage: Eukaryota; Viridiplantae; Streptophyta; Magnoliopsida; Lamiales; Oleaceae. Gene Ontology annotation, biological process: microtubule-based movement.
UCAAGCAUAUUGUACAAAUCCAUUUUACAGAUGGCUUAUUCCGCUACAUUUUAUCAUCAUCAAAUCCAGCAGUUAUCAAUUCGGGCGAUUUUUAUUUUGUAGUCGUUGACAUCUUCAAGAAAUUAUAACAAUUCCAGUUUUGGAUUUUCCUUUUUUUCCCCACUUGAAUGUACAGAAAAUUGAAGACUGGAAGCUUUUGAAUUCUGACCAUUCAACUGUGAGCCUAACUCCAACUCUCGUUUAACUUCCGUUUUGUGAAAAUGACACCAAACUUAUUACUAGUCGGAGGUACUGGAACUCUGUCUUUCAACAGUCUGUUUAAAAGGCUUCCAUUAGUUUCUAGUACUUUAGGGGUUUAGAGGGGAUAUUUUAGUUACAGGUAUAUCGUAUUUGAUGAGAUUGGAGUGGAUUUGAGGGAGAACAGGAUUCCAGAGGGGUGAGAAUAUGGGGACUGUGGGUGGGGAAGGACUGUUAAAUUGGGACAAAAGGCAAGGUAUUGGGAAUGGAAAAGAAGAGAAGAUUUUAGUAUUGGUGAGGUUGAGGCCUUUGAGUGAAAAGGAGAUUGCAAGGAACGAAGCUGUGGAUUGGGAAUGCAUUAAUUCAACCACCAUUUUAUGCCGGAACAGCCUCCAGGAGCGGUCUGGAUUGCCAUCCGCUUAUACAUAUGACCGAGUCUUUAAGGGUGACUGCAGUACAAGGGAAGUUUAUUUGGAAGGAAUGAACGAUGCUGCGCUUUCCGCUGUUGUUGGCAUCAACUCAACCAUUUUUGCAUAUGGCCAAACAAGCAGUGGAAAGACAUACACUAUGAAUCGAAUCACUCAGUAUGCAGUGGCUGAUAUUUACAGUUACAUAGAAAAGCAUGAAGAAAGAGCAUUUGUUUUGAAGUUUUCUGCACUGGAAAUUUAUAACGAAGUUGUUACAGACCUUCUUAGUACAGACAAUUCUCCGCUUAGACUGCUUGAUGAUGCAGAGAGAGGAACUGUAAUAGAGAAACUCACUGAGGAAACCCUGACGGAUUGGAGUCAUCUCAAGGAACUUUUAUCCAUGUGUGAAGCAAAAAGACAAACUGGAGAGACAUCUUUAAAUGAAACAAGCUCUAGAUCCCAUCAAAUUCUCAGAUUGGCAAUUGAAAGUUCUGGUCGUGAGUUUUUAGGGAAGGAAAACUCGACAACCCUUGCUGCUUCUGUGAAUUUCGUUGAUCUGGCAGGAAGUGAGCGUGCAGCUCAAGCACUAUCAGCCGGGCAAAGAUUGAAAGAAGGCUGCCACAUCAAUCGUAGUUUGCUAACUCUGGGGACUGUUAUUCGCAAGCUAAGCAAAGAAAGACAGGGACAUGUCAAUUACAGAGACUCUAAGUUAACACGUAUUCUACAACCCGCCUUGGGAGGCAAUGCAAGAACUGCCAUCAUUUGCACCUUGAGUCCUACAAGAAGCCAUAACGAGCAAUCAAGAAAUACCCUUUUGUUUGCCAGCUGUGCAAAGGAAGUGACAACAAAUGCUCAGGUCAAUGUAGUGAUGUCCGAUAAAGCCUUGGUGAAACAUCUGCAAAAAGAGGUGGCUCAUUUGAAGAGCGAGUUAAGAACCCAAGGAUCAACUUGUGAUCAUAUUGCAUUGCUAAGAAAGAAAGAUACGCAGAUCGAAAAGUUAGAGAAAGAGGUGAGGGAUCUAACCAAGCAACAAGAGCUUUCUCAAUCCCGGGUUGAGGAUUUGUUGCAAGUUGUUGGAAAUGACAAAACUUUAUGGAAAAUGGAUAUUAUUACCUGUUCUCCUAAAUGGCAAGAAGAGAAAACAUAUAAAGAUGAAUGUUCAGUGACAAGCCUGUCGAGUGGAACUGAUUGUGCCGGGAGCCUCAACAGAAUUCGGUCUUAUAGCGGAGACAUCAGGAGUGAUGGGACAUCAGGUGUACUGCUUUCAGAAGAUGGUGAGUAUCACUCAUCGUCUGAUGAUACUUCCAACCCGAGUCAGGGGAGAGAGGAACUUCCGGUAGGAACUGAAAAAGAUUCUGAUGAUAUCUUUAAAGAAGUUCAAUGUAUUGAGAUGGACGAAUAUGGCCACGACAAAACAUAUGAAUCAUUUGGCUUGUCAAACAACGAGAAUGAAAAAAGAAUGUCAAUAUUGUUGGAAACUGGAAAUGAAUAUGCUGUGGGUCAGGUGCCAUUAUCUGCUUUACCUGGACGUGCUUGUGUCAUUGAAAAUGGUUCCUUCAAUGGGACGCUGGAGCAGAAAAUGGAAAAGGAGCACAAAUCAAUUUCUUCUCUAGUCAGCUCCUACUCCGAUGAAUCGUCUCCAAGGGCCUCGUUUAUCAAUAUGCCAAGUUCUGGAACCUCGAAGUUGACAAGAAGCCAAAGUUUUAGAGGAAAACUGAUGACUGGCUCGUCUCACUCUGUGAUGGCAUAUAAAAGUGAAUCGAUGCCACCCUCUGAGUUGGACAAAAGCUUCCCCGGAGGACCGGAAGGCUUCCAAAGAAUGCAUUGGAAGCGAUUGAUAUAUGGUGAAUAUGGUGCGAGGCUGUCCAGAAAUGAUUCACAAUCCUCCAGUGGUAGCACUUCCAUAGAUGAAGUAAAAGCUCAAAACAUCGCACAUGGAGAUGAGGAUAUUCCUACUCUUGAUUCUUUCUUUGCAGGGCUCCAGGACAUGGCUGAGCUUCAUUAUGAAAACCAACUUCACGAUCAGGUUCAGGAGAUGGAACUGAAAUCUAGAGAGAAUGCCAAAGACAUUGGGAUUGAUCCAAUGCAUGAUUCUCUUGGAGCUCCUUCAGAUUGGCCUCUGAAGUUUGAGAGGCUGCAAAGAUUGAUAAUUGAAUUGUGGCAUACUUGUAAUAUUCCGUUGGUCCACAGGACAUAUUUCUUCCUCCUCUUUAAAGGUGAGUUCAUAGAUUUCAUUUACAUGGAGGUAGAGCACAGGAGACUGUCCUUCCUGGAGGAGACAUUCUCUACGGGAAAUCCUACUGCACAAGAUACUCGCACUCUUACGUUGGCAAUAAGCAACAACAUGAAAGCUCUUAGACGCGAGAGGGAGGUGCUGAGAAGGCUUAUGUAUAAAAGGUAUACUCGAGAUGAAAGAUAUCGAAUUUAUCAGAAAUGGGGCAUAAAUACGAACUCGAAGCAAAGGAGGUUAAAGUUAUUACAUCGUCUAUGGAGUGACACUAAAGAUAUGGAUCACAUUGGAGAUAGUGCUGCUAUUGUUGCAAAGCUGAUUGGAUUCUCAGAUAAAGGGCAAGCCCUUAAGCUGAUGUUUGGCCUUAGCUUCAUUCCAUCAUGCAAAAGUCCAAGAUCCUUUAGCUGGAAAAAGAGUAUGAAAUCCCUUCUGUGAGCUUGUAGAUAGUUGAGAACUACAGGACUAUGUUUGGUCAAGAGAAUUAGAUAGUACACGACAACAGUAAGGAAGAAAAAUAAAGCUAAAAUGUUAAUUGCUAUACUAUCUAGUCCUCUCUUUUGUGUACCAAACGUACACUUAUGUUGAGUUGUUAGUAGGCUUGUCGAAGAAUUAUUAUUAUUAUUUUUAAAAGCAAUUGUGACGUAGAAAUUGUUAUCCUCCCCCCCCCCCCUCUCUCUCGAAAUUGUUGUGUAUUGAGAAUUUGACUCUCUCUUGAGAACCACAGCUCGUCAAAUAGAAAUGAGAUCACGAUUGUAACCCUCUUAUGAUAUG